Molecule: messenger RNA, 3117 nt
Organism: Lodderomyces margitis
Lineage: Eukaryota; Fungi; Ascomycota; Pichiomycetes; Serinales; Debaryomycetaceae
Exons: 3
Coding region: 1-3117 (1038 amino acids)
Biological process (GO): GPI anchor biosynthetic process; glycolytic process
Molecular function (GO): alpha-1,6-mannosyltransferase activity; GPI mannosyltransferase activity; intramolecular phosphotransferase activity
Source: RefSeq, a predicted model, not a curated record
AUGGGUAUCCACAAACUAAUCAUCCUAAGACAUGGUGAGUCUCAAUGGAACCAUGAAAACAAAUUCUGUGGAUGGAUUGAUAUUCCACUAACUGGAAAAGGUAAAGAAGAGGCCGAAUACGCCGGUGAAUUAAUCAAAAAACAUGGAUUAUCCCCCGGAAUUUUGUACACCUCCAAACUAAUACGUUCAAUUGAAACUGGUUUCAUAAUACUCAAGGUGUUAAACAAACCGUGGGUUGACCAUAUAAAAACGUGGCGUUUGAACGAAAGGCAUUAUGGCCAAUACCAAGGUCGUGAUAAACAUGACGUAUUUGUUGAGUUGGGUGAAGAUAAGAAGAAAUUUCAAUACAUCAGACGAAAUUACCAUGGUUUGCCACCAUUGAUUGAUCGUCAACACGAUGAAUCAAUUGAUGAAAAAUACGAUGACUUGUUGAAUAAAAAUAUAUUACCCAGAGGUGAAUCUCUUUCGAUGGUUAUGGAUAGAUUAAUUCCAUUUUUCAAGUACGAAAUUUUCGAUCAUCAAAUGGUUCAGUUGAAUAAAACAGUGUUGAUUGUGACUCAUGGGUCAGUGGUUCGAAGUUUGAUUAAAUAUUUGAACAAGGUGAGUGAUGAUGAUAUACUGAAGAUUAACGUUCCCACUGGUGUGCCAUUGGUUUUUGAAUUAAAUGAUCAAGGUGAUUUGGUUAAACCUUAUUAUUAUUUAGAUAAAGAAAGAGCAGAAAGGGGGAUUGAGAAAGUGAGAAAUGAAGGUUACGAUGAACCAGGUAAAGCCAUGUCACAUCAUUCGCUAUGGAACCUACUCCGCUCUUUCGUCAUCCUUAAACUAAUCCAAUUGGCUAUAAUAUACUUUACCCCGUCUCGCUUCGAUACAUCAUCGCAGUUAAUCAUUGAUGACUUGGCUCAAUCUUCAUCAACCGCGUCACCAUACAAUCUUAUAAUCACCACCAUUUUAAACAAAUUGAUCACUUGGGAUUCAGUUUACUUCAAUGACUUGUUUGCCAAUGAAAUUUCUUAUGAACAUCAGUUUGUGUUUUGUCCUGGUUGGAUCAAAUUGGUUUCUUUACUACCGAGUACAAAUUAUUACCAAUUACAAAUGUGGAGUGUUUUAAUUUCCAAUGCUUGCCAUUUUGCAUCGGUUGUAACGUUAUAUUAUCUAAGCAGGACGAUUUAUGACGCAAAAGUGAGUUACAUAGCUGCGUUGAUGAUGGUAAUAUCGCCGGCGGGUGUGUUUCUAACCACAAAUUACUCCGAAAAUUUGAACAAUUUGACUACUUUGUUAACAAUAUAUUUGUAUUACAAGGCAAUCGAUUUCAAUAAUGUUACCACAAGGAGCAACAAAUCGAUCAAGAACAUCUGGUUCUAUCUAUUAAGUGGUGUUUUUUGUGCAUUUAGCUUCACCAUUAGAGCAAAUUCAUUAUUAUUAGGCAUAUUAUAUUUAUUAGACUUAUACGACUUUAGCAUUACUGAUCGUGACAAGGUAUCUAGUGCAUUGUCGAUUGCCACUGGAUCCAUUCUUGGGAUGACAUUUAUUGGUCAAAAUGUCUACCAUUAUCUCACAUUCUGUCCUCAAAGACGAGGCUGGUGCUUGAACAAAUUGCCCAGUUUGUUUCUGUAUGCACAGUCACAUUAUUGGAACAAUGGAUUUUUAUCAUACUGGUCUUUGAAUAACGUGCCAAAUUUCAUUCUUGUUGCGCCCGUUUUAAUUUGGAAUUGUUAUUCAGUUAGGUCCACGUGGAGAGUGCUUCCUCAGUAUCGGAAAUUAAUGCCUCUUGUUGUUUUAAAUACAGCUAUAAUCAUUGGUGGUGUAUUCUUUUGGAAUGCACAGAUUUUGAAUAGAAUUACUAGCUUUUCACCAUUGAUUUACUGGACUUUAGCUUUGAGCUAUAACAAGUCAUGGAUCAACGGAUGGUUACUGCAGGUCCUCACAGAACAAGCAUUUAUACUAUUUACCAUCCCUAUUUGCAUCUUAUUUGCCUAUUACACCAAGACCAAAAAUGAUAAACUGAAAUUGUCGGCAAAGAGUAAACCAGCAUCAGGUAAAACAUCAGCAUCUAAGUUGGACCAACGCCCCUUUGGAUACUGGGAACCCAAUCAUUCAUUCAAAACCCCAACUCCUCCUCCAUACCCCAAUUGGUCAGUGACUGAUACCAAGCCAAUACCAUAUCGUGCAUUCAAACACAAGUAUAACGUAACCAUGGGUAUACGAAACAUGGAUUGGAACUCUUGGAUUGAGUUGGACAAUCAAUGGAAGUUCUUCCAUGAUUUGAAAUUGAAACGCAUUGCAACCAAGGGUGAUGAGUUGUAUAGAACUAGUCCAAAGGGAGUUGCUGCAUCGUGGGAGUUUCUUGAAGAGUUGUUGGAUUACUUACCAGUGAGAUAUCCCUCGUUGUUUCAAUAUGAUAAAGAGAAACGUAUAGUCAAGAUUUUGGCUACUGAUGAAGUAUAUGAUUUGAAUGAUAAAGACUGCAAUCCUAUUGUGACGGCUGCCAAAUUGAUUCAGGAUGAUAUUGCGAUAAUGGUUGAAAAUGAGGAUGAUGGUCAGUAUUCAUUAGAGCUGGGAUGUGUUACAUUGGCUGGAUUUUGGAAAAUUAAAGACAAGUUUCAAAUGAAAUUGGAUCAAAUACACACUUCGGGUGAUGUGCCCAAGUACAGAACGCAUUUGGGCCCCGCCAUGAAUAAAUUUUUCCGUCGUUUAACUGUCGAAUCCCCCGUGGUGCGUAAUAACUAUUUUGUUCAAACUGAUAACCAUUUGGAUUGGUCUUCGUCAAUUGGAUCAGAAGAUGAAUCAAAUAUUGGGUGGAACACGGCGCCUGAUGCUACUGAUAUCAACAAUUUGUAUUUCCGAAGUGAACGUCAAAGCUUAAGACGAUUACCUAAAACUGGAGCGAUUUCAUUCACUGUACGGACGUAUUUCAUCCCCAUGGUUGAAUUGUGCAAGGAGCCAUAUAUUCCAAGAAGAUUGUUGAAUGGAAUAACUAGUUGGACUGAAGAUGUUGGCGAAUACAAGGGGUUCCAUAAAUUUAAGGGCGUGUUGUUGCCCUAUUUAGAAAAAAUGGCUGAGGAGCAGGAAUCAACUGGAUUGGAUCUGAUGCUGGAACCACAAGUGUAUCCAUUUUGA